UUAUCUUACCAACUUAGACGUCAGAAGUGUUGUGCGUGUGAUGCAAGUGGCGAGCGAAGUAGACAUUACCAAUGUGAGGAAAACAUUUUGGGAUUGUAAAUGCCUUAUUAUUAUAGGCUGAUAAGCAGGUUCUGGUUCCAUUUCGCUAAGUCAGCCUCGGAAUAAUGUGGGUAAAACCACAAGAAGUUCUUCUUGCAAAUGCGUUAUGGGUAACCGAACAGGCGAAUCUAUAUUUCCUUCUUCAAAGGAGAAAAGGGCAUGGAAAAUCGAAAGGAUUGUCGUCAAUACUUGUUGGUACGCUGGAUAGUGUCUUCGACACUAAGCCACCACCAUACAGGAUUCUGCACCAGACACCAACUUCCGAAGUAUAUUACCUGAUUGCAUGCUCUCUGACACAUGUGGAAAUUGAGAAGGAUUGGGAGUGGCUGCAGCGUAACCUGUCUAGCACACUGAGUUCAUUUGAUAAUGAAGAUGAUGUUACUGAAUUCGUCUGCUGCAAAAUUCAGUCUGUCAUAGCAAACAAUGUACCAGAUAAUCAAGGCAUUGAUGAUGAGGACACACAAUCAUUCAAAACUGUAUCUUUCAAGUUUCAUCGUCUUUUCAAUAUGCCCCCUGAAGAGAAACUGGUCAAUUAUUAUUCAUGCAGCUACUGGAAGGGUCGUAUGCCACGUCAGGGCUGGAUGUAUUUAUCCAUCCAUCACUUGUGCUUCUAUGCCUAUAUUCUUGGUCGUGAAACCAGAUUAGUUAUCAGGUGGACUGAUAUUACGGAACUUGACAAAACAAAUAGUCUGCUUUUCCCGGAUUCAAUUCGAAUUGCAACAAGGGAGAAGGAGUAUUACUUCUCAAUGUUUCUGCACAAAUCGGAGACAUUUGCCCUUAUGGAGCAGCUCACAAAUCUGGCAAUGAAACAGCUAAUUGAUGAAAAAGGGGGAUAUAACGAAGACAGGGAGCUGUUAAAUAAGUUAAGUAAGAAUGUACCAAAGAAGCCAUCAUUCCUGAAGCGUGAUCUUGAUGCUAGAGCUCACUCAGAAGCAUAUCGCUUGACAUUCCGGUUACCAGCUAGUGAGAAACUGGAUGGUAGUAUAGAUGCUACGCUAUGGACACCUUAUAACAAGCGGCAUGUUUGGGGACGCAUGUUUCUCUCCCAAAACUUCAUAUGCUUUAGCAGCAGGGUGAAAGGCUUGGUCAGUCUGGUAUUACCUUUGAAGGAUAUCAGCUUAGUGGAACGAGCAGAAAACCAGGCAUCGAAUCCAGCAGUAAAUAAUUCAGUUCUCAUCACUUCUGCAAACCACACAAGUUUCCUCUUCGCACAAAUUCAAGAUCGUGAUUUUGUUGUGCAAAAAAUCUCGGAGCUUCUUGCCAGGACGAGGCUUGCUGCACCGUCAGUGUACAAUUCAGAAAGUGCUCAUUCACCAACUUCAAGCAGUGGAAGCAUUAGUCAGGGAGAGGAAGCAAAACCAGUUGCUGUUGCGUACUUGCCGGAAUGGAACCCACAGCCACCAAUGAUGACAUUGUUUAACUGUGAGACUUCGGCAGAAUAUGUUAAACAUCAGAAAGAGAAGUUGCGAAAAUGGGAAACCCAUUUUACGGAAUAUGGAAGAGGCGUAUCUAUGUAUCGAACCAGCGAGUUGGCAAGACUUGUACUAGGUGGUAUACCUGAUGAACUCAGAGCAGAAACGUGGAUGGCUUUUUCAGGUGCUGCAAAUGAAAUGGCAGCUAAUCCUGGUCUUUACAGACUACUUGUAGACCAGUCAUUAGGCAAACCAUCAACUGCAAAUGAUGAGAUAGAGAGAGACUUACAUCGUUCCCUACCUGAACAUCCAGCAUUCCAAUCAGAAGUUGGUAUCUCAGCACUGCGCAGGGUACUUUCUGCAUAUGCAUGGAGAAACCCACAGAUUGGUUACUGUCAGGCAAUGAACAUAGUUGCGUCAGUACUUCUGAUUUACUGCUCUGAAGAACAAGCAUUCUGGCAACUUGCAACACUUUGUGAGAGCUUGCUCCCAGACUACUACAACACUCGUGUAGUUGGAGCACUGGUAGACCAAGGUGUUUUGGAUGACCUCACAUUGGAACAUCUACCUAGUCUACAUGCACGGCUCGAUGCACUAGGGAUGAUACGCAUGAUAUCUCUGUCAUGGUUUCUCACCAUUUUCCUCAGUGUGAUGCCAUAUGAAAGUGCUGUCAACAUAAUAGACUGCUUUUUCUAUGAUGGUGCAAAAGUCAUAUUUCAGGUAGCAUUGACUGUGCUGGAAGCCAAUCAGGAGAAGCUACUGUCUUGCCAUGAUGAUGGAGAAGCCAUGCAACUUCUCGGAGAAUAUCUGGAGGGUGUGUAUAAUGAGGAAGGGCAUUCUGUGAGUCGGAACAAGGAUGCGGAACAAGUGAACAAGAGCAUAUCAGUGCAGAGCCUGCUGUAUGACGCCUACACGCACUAUGAUACUCUAACUGCUAACAGUAUAGAACGUCUCCGCUUGAAGUAUAGGUUAAGAGUUGUGCAGCAACUGGAGGAUGGCGUUGGUCGUAAUGUAAUCCGUAGUGUUGCAUCAGAGGGUUAUUUCACUACAGAAGAGUUGCAGGAUUUGCUGAUGCUUGUAAGAGAAGAGCUGUUGUCUCAACAGAGGGGGCCAUAUGAACGGUAUGAUCAAACACUGCCUCCAUAUGAGGCAUAUAGAGUGGAUCAGGAACUCUUUCGCCUGCUUUUUGUUGGCCUUUCACCGUGGGGCAAAGGACCAGAAGCUCUCAUGGGCAGGAUUUUCAAGCUGCUGGACCACAAUAAUGAUGGACUGUUGAACUUUCGUGAACUGGUGGUUGCACUAGGCCUCACUUGCACUGCUGACCUCACCCAGCGCCUAAAGCUGCUCUAUAUGGUCCACUUACCCCCAGUCCUCAAUAUAGAGGACAUUGAGAGUCCCACAAACUCUGGUCGUCGAACAGCGACUCGGUCUGUUAUUGCAGAGGGUGGUGCUGAAGUUGCAGCGGAGGCCACAGACUUCUUUGACACAAUGCAGCAGAGUAUCACUUCUUUAGAAUCUGCAGAAGUUGAGGACUGCAUGAGCAAUUCUCAAGGGGAGCAGUCACUGUGGGAGGUUCGCAGUCUCAGCAGUUUACGUUCUCUUGUGGAAAAGAAAGAUUCUCGUUCUCAGCUGAAAGCAGUGCCUCGUAUGGGACAACCACACUUCAUUGUACUGUGGAAGACAAUGUACGGUUUGUUUGAAGCACAGCCAGAGGACCAGGAGGUGUUUCACUGUAUUGCAAGUGUAGGAACACUGCUAUUACAGUUGGGAGAUGUUGGGAAAAAGUUCUAUCUUGAAAGGGAAGAAUCCGUAGAUAGCCUGGCUGAUGCUGCAGCUGCUCACUGGAGCUCACGAAUGGAACAGCCUGGGCCAGCUCUUGUAACUGCAACACCUGAUCGUAACGGAAACCCUGGGGUUAAUGGCAACAGCAAUAGCACUGCUGACCCAUAUUGGUCCAUCAGUAUUGAGCAGUUUCUAGCCACUGUACUAACAGGCCAACCAAUAGUUGAAUUCUUCAGCCAACGGACAUCUUUGGCAGAUGGCAUAAUGCGUCUCCGCGGCCGUCGCUUUAAUAGGCUGCAUAGUCUUACUGUUUAAAUGAGAUAAACAUUGUUUUUGUACAGUGGAACAGCUUUUCUAAGGCAGAUGUAGUGGCCUGUGUUAGUGUACAUGUUUUUAUGAAACAAAUAAUUGCAAGUGUAUUUUAUACUGCUGGUAAUAGAAAUUUGUAUAUUUGCUGUAUUGUGGUAGUAUGUUAAGAAAUAGCUGGUAACAAGUCAUUGAAGGCUUCCUUGGCAAACAAGAUGGAUAACUUUCCAUCAUACUGGUAUUUAUUUUUGUAAAACACACACACACACACACACACACACACACACACACACACACACACACACAGUUUUGGUCAUUUUGCUGGAAUCAGUUUAUAUUUAUAAAAAUCAUUGUGUGAUAUCCGAAUUCAGAUAUUACAAUUAAAGGGCUCCAGGUGGUCCCUUAAAGGUUCAUUAAUGCAGAUAUAAUACAACAUAUUGAGCUCUGCUCUUAUAUGAUUUACAUGUACCUGGAGAAAAUUCAUUUCCCUGGUACAUGCAGUGCUGUUUGAAUUGUGAAUAUUGACUAUUUGAUUUACUGACAAUACUGGUCACUGUAUAAAAUGCCAGACAUGCAGAAAUUGUAUCAAGUCUCUGUAAAAGUAAAAUGAGAUUUAUAGAAUUGCUAGUAGUUUAAAAGACUGCAGAAACAGUGUCCAGUUUGUCAGGGUGUUAGUUUGCAUUAUUGAUUCUUUAUGGUGAUGUGAUACCUUAAUUACAUUAAUAGAUCACUCAAAACCGGGAUUCUGUCUUAACUGUAUACUUCCCCUAUGUAACCACAUGUACACACUGUGUAACUUCAUUUAUAGUAAAUAAAAACAAUUAUGAGAUACACUUAUUAGCAUAAAAGGUGCAGACAUUAGCAUGUACAUUGCUAUAAACAAAAUACCCUUGGUGUUUAAGUUGUUGGAGUAGUAAUCCAAACGUGAAAAUUUUUUUUUAAUAUUAGCUGAGAGAGAGUCAUUCCAGUUUCUAUGUCCAGAGAGAGGCAGACUGAGAGAAUGUGUAAUAGUAAUUAACUACAGACAAUAGUGCUUCUGUCGAAUGUUUAGCUCUUUAGGCCUAAGGCCCUUAAUGGGCUCCUUUUUUUGACUUAAAUUUUCACAUUUUUUGUUCUACUUUCUCUUCAGAAUUGUCAAUAGCAUUUUAUUUUUGUUUCAUAAGCUACUGUUGCACCUUUUGUGACUUCAAGUGGGCCAUUUUUUAUUUUUAUUUUGAAAUUUAGAUUAAUUUCUGUGAUUUAUUGCAUUCAGUUUGUAUAUGUGUAUUAUCAUUCAUGAGUUAUGGUGAAGACUGCAGAGAAUCUUAUAUUUAAAUGAUGUCAGUGAUGUUUUUGCUAAAACUUACGUAAUUAUUGACUGUCCCAUCUGUACAUAACAGCGAUUUAGAAUGGUUUUAAUGUAUGUAUCUAACUUUUCCCUGUAUUGAGCGAUAUGAAAUGAUUAACUUGUUCCAUUAUAAAAAUAUAGAAAUAUAUAGUGUUUGUAAUGAACAAAACACAACUAACAGUCAGUACUUUACAAAUAUUGAAUACAUUUGUUGAAUUGUGAUAUAUUAAUCAAAGUAUUAACUUGUACUCUGCAUUUUAUUUAUUUGAUUUAUGUAUGUAUUCCACUGCUCUCAUGAAAGUUGAAUAUAGUGUAGGAAAAAAUACAUUUCCAUGUUGUUAGUCCCUGACAGUACAGUUUUAUUAGCAAGUGCAUUAAAGAAAAUGCCUCUUGCUAAAAUAUUUCAUUGUGAUUACAGUUUAAACCUCCCAUGUGGUGAGUUUUAUGACCUAAAAACUUGGUAAACACAUAUUUAGAAAUAUAUUAUUUUAUCUUUGAAGUUAAACAUAAUUUUUUGACUCAUAAGCCCUUCAGUUUUUUACAAAUCUUUUACAAUUUUAUUGGCUACAUAAUUUACUCUCGUCAAAAUUUUAGUUCUGUAUGUGUAGAUGCAAAGGUGCUCCUUGAAGUACACUGGCUUCAUUGGAACUGAAGCCUGUGAUAAGUAGGAAACUCUUGCUGAAAGCAAAUAACAUGUUUAAUACUGUAAAAAGAAAAUAAACAAUUGCUCUAAAAUAAA
This is a messenger RNA of Schistocerca nitens (vagrant locust), 5665 nucleotides long. It is a transcript of the gene Tbc1d8-9, whose product is annotated as TBC1 domain family member 9. Gene Ontology annotation, molecular function: calcium ion binding. The coding region runs from base 165 to 3608 and encodes 1147 amino acids. The record is from RefSeq and is a predicted model, not a curated record. NCBI's taxonomy places the organism in Eukaryota, Metazoa, Arthropoda, Insecta, Orthoptera, Acrididae. The transcript has 22 exons.